This is a messenger RNA of Tremella mesenterica DSM 1558, 1298 nucleotides long. RefSeq lists its product as uncharacterized. The record is from RefSeq and is a predicted model, not a curated record. Gene Ontology annotation, molecular function: adenosine kinase activity. The transcript has 5 exons. Gene Ontology annotation, biological process: purine ribonucleoside salvage. Gene Ontology annotation, cellular component: nucleus; cytosol. Bases 32 to 1105 code for a protein of 357 amino acids. NCBI's taxonomy places the organism in Eukaryota, Fungi, Basidiomycota, Tremellomycetes, Tremellales, Tremellaceae.
UACUUCAACCACAAUUCUCAAGUUAGUAACAAUGUCCGUCCAACCAAUAGUAAUCAGUCUAGGUAACCCUCUCCUCGACAUUCAAGUCGGUCCGGAAGAAGGGCCUGCCUAUUUGGAGAAAUAUGGUUUGAAAGCGAAUGAUGCUAUCCUAGCCGAGGAAAAACAGAUGCCGAUAUACGACGAUAUCGUCAAGAACUGUGACGUUACUUAUGUGGCUGGUGGGGCUGCUCAGAAUGCCGCUAGGGCUGCUGCUUACAUCCUCCCUCCCAACCACGUAGCCUAUAUCGGUUCCGUAGGCGAUGACGAUCUCAUGCGUACCCUUUCCUCUGCCAACGCCGCCGAAUCAGUCAUUUCAGCAUAUCAAGUCCAACCUUCUCCAGCACGUACAGGAGCCUGUGCCGUCAUUCUUUCCAACCAUGAUCGUUCUUUAUGUACCACCCUCCGUGCGGCUGAAAUGUUCACUCCGUCUCAUCUUGCCACACCUGAGAUCUCUGAAUUACUGUCGAACGCCAAAUUUUUCUACAUCGAAGGAUAUUUUCUCACUCAUGGGAUAGAGAGUGCUUUGGAGGUUGCUAAGAUGGCUAGUAGUAGAGGAAAAACUGUGGUUUUGAAUCUAAGUGCUCCUUUUAUCGCUCAGUUUUUCAAGGUUCAGUUGGAUGAGUUGUUACCUCAUGUGGAUAUAUUGAUUGGGAAUGAGAGUGAAGCUGGGGCGUAUGCUGAGGCUGCUGGGAUGGGGUCUCAAUCCCUCGAAGCCACAGCUUUGACCUUGGCGGCGAUUAGUAAAUCCAACCCUUCACGUUCCCGUCUAGUCAUCAUCACCCAAGGUGCUCAAGCUACUCUGGUAGCUUCUUCUUCCCCCUCUACCUCUCCUUCAAACCUCAAACCUACAGACCCUAAUCCCAAGACAUACCCCGUACCUCCCCUAGCGCCGGAGAAGAUAAUCGAUACCAACGGUGCUGGUGAUAUGUUUGCCGGAGGGUUCUUAGGUGCUUUAGCGUUGGGUAAAGAUUUGGAUGAAUGUAUUGAGGUGGGACAUAAAUUAGGACAAAUGUGUUGUGGUCAAAUCGGACCAAAGUUGGUGUUUCCAAAGGAGACUGUGGUUUGAGUUGGGAUGUUGGAAGUAUGUCUUUCAUCUUCCUCAUGAUCUCAUGACCUCUGAAGUGAGACGAUUGGUCAAACACAUCUUUCCCUCAAUCUCCUCACAUAUGAAUAAAGACUUAGAUGGUAACAUAUAUAUAUAGAUGGAAGACGUAGAAGAUGACUUUCGACUCAUGUUAAUGCAUCAUAUUUGACAGAUG